Molecule: messenger RNA, 2994 nt
Organism: Taeniopygia guttata (zebra finch)
Lineage: Eukaryota; Metazoa; Chordata; Aves; Passeriformes; Estrildidae
Gene: UIMC1
Product: ubiquitin interaction motif containing 1
Biological process (GO): positive regulation of DNA repair; double-strand break repair
Cellular component (GO): BRCA1-A complex
Molecular function (GO): histone binding; K63-linked polyubiquitin modification-dependent protein binding
Source: RefSeq, a predicted model, not a curated record
UGAAACGUAGCGAAGCCGCUGCUGCCAUCUUGGGUGAGGGCAAUGAGGCCUCCGCCGCCAACUUGAGCGCGGGUGCGGGACCCGGUGCGGGAGACCAGGCGGCGAGGCCGCGGGCAGCGGGGCGGCCCGGGCCCGAGUGAAGGAUGCCGAGGAGGAAGAAGCCUGCAGAGGGCCUGGAGUCUCGAGGUCAGGAUGAAGAGGAAGAGGAGGAAGAGAAGAGGAACCCAGCCAAUGCCAAGAGGAAGCGCAGUUUUGUGGAUGCAUUUAUUGUUAUAUCUGACAGCGAUGGAGAGCAGGAGUCAAAGGAAGAGAGUGGCUUGCAAAAGAAGAGAACAAAACAGCUGGAUCGAAUGAAGUUUGCUGCUAAAAGAAAAAUUGCACAGAUGACUGAAGAGGAACAAUUUGCACUGGCCCUGAAAAUGAGUGAGCAAGAGGCUAGAGAAGUGAACUGUCAGGAAGAGGAAGAGGAGGAGCUCUUGAGGAAGGCCAUUGCUGAGAGCCUUAGUAGCUGCCAGCCCUCAGACUCGUCGACUGCAUCUCCUCAGCUGUCAGUGGAAGCACUAGAUUCACAGGGCCAAAGCCAGCCUGCUGAGAAAGAAGGCUCUGAGAUCCUGGGAGGCCUGGCAUUCUGCCCUGACACCCCUCCCUCUGACUGCAGCUCCCACUCACAGAGCUCCAGAGCUGAUGGGAAUGGACAGAUGGAUGUCGCCCGGAGCCCCUUGGUAGUGUUGAGGAGGUUAAGCCAGGAAAUCGUUGAAAGCUCUCUAGUAUCCAGCAUAAUCGUGUCUCCGGGGAAGGGCCAGCCAGUGACAAGGUCAAGUGAAAAGUCUUCCUCACCAGCAAAAAGUGAUUCAAGUAACGUGUUACCCAGCACUCUGGGAGAGGACUUCACGUCUUUGAGUCCCACCUUUGGCAGGGUGGCUUCAGGAGGAUCCUGGCGACUGACACCUCGGAGACUGUUCACCAGCCCCUCCAGCUCUUCUGAAGCAGCAGGCCACGAACCAAAAGAGCAGCUCCUGCCCUGCACUGGCCAUUCUGUGGGAGAGGCUGGUGCUGGGAGCUCAGCCACACUCUGGAGGAGCAGCACCACAGAACAGUGUGACAGCCCCAGGAGGAGUGGUGGAGGAGCAGGUACCAAACAGAUCUCACAGCCUGGGCACACUGCCAAGGUCUGUGUUGCCACAGAGCAAGCACAGCAGAACGAGGGGUCUGGCAGUACCCCAGAUCUUUGCAUGCUGACUGUGGUGGAGGAGAAGCACAAACAGGAGGAGGCAAGAGACACAGUGCACUAUUAUUGGGGCAUCCCCUUCUGCCCCAAAGGGGUGGACCCCAACGAGUACACCAAAGUCAUCUUGUGUCAGCUGGAGGUUUAUCAGAAGAGCCUGAAGCAGGCUCAGAGGCAGCUGUUGCAUAAGAAGGAGUUUGGUGACCCAAUUGUGCCCAGUUCUUCCUUGAGCCAAAACGAGCUUGGGAAAGAAGAGGAGAUAAGCAGGGAGAAUGGGGUUGCUGAUGGUACAGAAGAUGGAGACACAGAGGGACAGGAGUCUGAAAAUAAUCCCUGGCUCCACCCUUCAAAGAGGAGGGACGCAGAGAGCCCAGGGCACAGCAUGGAAGAAGAGAAGAACUCCACUUCUGAUGAUGAACCGACCACCAGCUACUGCCAGCCCUCCCAGGUACUGCCUGCAGAGGAUGUGCCUGAAGAUGGGGAACCCAUGCAAAUUGCACAGAGUGCUGAAGAGGAAAGCAGGGAGGAGGAAGCCAGACGGCACUGCCUAUCAGCCAAAGAUAGAGUGCAGUGCUCCAGAAAAUCCACUUCAGCAGAUGACAGCAUCUCCACAAUGACCCCACUUGGCAGUAAAAGGAGCCCAGGUACUGCCACAGAAAACUCUGCUGAAGAAGAGAUCUCUAUUUGCCCAGAGACACAGCCAAGCCCACUGGAAGCUGUUGAGGAGGAGAGUGAAGAGCUCUGUUUAGACAGCAGAGGUGCACCUAUGCAGGUUGGUGAGGAUGAAGAUGCUGGCAGCACUGUGUCCGAGUGCAGUGCUCCAGCUGCUGCCCGUGUGUCGUGCCCGCUGUGUGACCACAGCUUCCCAGCUGGCGAGAUCGAGGUGCACGCCAUGUACUGCAACGGCGCAGCGGGAGCGGAGCCUGGCGAGGAUGCUCCAGGUCUGCCGAGUGCUCCUUCCACGUGUUUGCUCCUCGUGCUCACCCCCUUCCCUCUUGGUACUUGGCAGGCAGUGCUCACCCGGCGUCAGAGAGAGGCAAGAAAUAAAGCUGCCAGUGGUAAAAGCAGCCCACCAUCCUCAGACAAUGACAAGUGUGAGAAGUGCUACCUCUGUAAGUCACUGGUGCCACUGCUGCAGUAUCAGAGGCACGUGGACAGCUGCCUUCAGGCUGCCAGGCAAGCUCAGGGAACCAGGAGGCUGCGAAGAGCCAAGGACACUGGAAGGCAGGAGAGAGGACUCCUCAGGAUGCUGGAGCUCUCGGAGAGCAAGUCUGAAGGUGCUGACACGGAGACUCCCCUCACUGGAUUAGGAGACCAACAGUCCUCUCCCACACUCUCAGCUGCUGAUGGGGAGCUGUCAGCAGACAGCCCCAUCUCCCUUCAGCACCGUCCUUUCCAUGUCUCCCCUGCGAAACCCGGCAUCUCCUUGGAAGCCAUGGAUGGUGUGGUGGACUCAGAGCUGCCCGUGGCUCUCCAUGGAGGCAGCCAGCAGCGGCCCAAAGGCUGCCGCCGGAGAAGGCACAAGUUCUGAGGGUGGCAAUGCUGCAGGGACCCCCGGCAGCUCCCUGUGCCCUAGCGAGGGUCUUCUUGGCACUGUAUCCCUGCUUCACCUGCAGCCUUUGUCUCCUGCUCCCCUUUUAUAUGUUUUAUACGACCUGUGCUGGGAGCGCUGGGUGGAGAAGUGACUGUGUGUUUUAUAGGUGCCUGUGCAGCUUUGCUCUCUCUUACAGAAAUGGAAAUAUAUUUAUGUAUGUUUUUAUGAAACUGCA